CGGCGGGGGUCCGAGCUCCCCGGUCUGAGCAGCCCCGGUCCUCUGUGGCGAGCGAAUUCAUUUGUCUGGAAGAUACUAAAACCCUUCAUCAGUGAUGAACUGCUUUCUCUGGUGUGUCCCAGCCUACCAUAAAUCACCCCUGGCUUUGGGCCCAUGAUGCGGUGUCUGUCUUUACUGAUUGAGAGGCUGAAAUUAUUUUUUUGCCUGAGAAAGCUGGAAAAUGUUUAAAAAUCACUAUCAGGGUGGCCCAUUUGUUGAAAUAUUCAGUGCUCAAGGCAAGAACCCAGGAGCAAAAUGGAAGAUUUUUGGCAAUCCAUCAGCUAUAUGGAAAGAAUAUGAUAAAGAAGUAAAAGGCUUUGUUUUUGUACUUGAAGGAAGCAGUCAAAUCAACAAAAUGCAGCUACCAAAGGAAACUAGACAAACUUUGGGACUGAUACAGCAAUUUCUGACACUUCAGAUUUUUGUGCCACUGGGACAAGACUUCUCCACUGAGUUACUGGUAACUGAUUUAGGAAAUAUUAAAAGAAGAUUGUAUUUAUCAACAGUCCACAAGGAAUUGUCUGUAACCCCUCUGCAUGCAAAAAUUCCUCUGUUUAUGAUCAAGCGCAAAAUAUGGUGCAAUAUGUGUAUUGACUUGGUAGCAUUCACCAGUGAAAUAUUCAGAGGAGCUGUCUUCCAGUCUUUGGAUGGUAUUAUUAUUUCAGCUAACUGUAAACUGAGAAAGAUCUUCACUUUAAAAUCCAAGCCUCAAGAUACAGCUGAGGAAGAUGAUACGUGUGUUGUUCCAUUCAUGCCAUAUGAGCCCACAGAUGUUAUUCCUCGAACCUGCCAGCUAAAUACAGAUGUGCCACAAGUGACACAAUUGCUGAACCUGACUAAAAUUCAUAAACCAGAAAUAAAAUGCAGCAGAUAUCCAGUAACGGUGCAAGAAACAGGUAGCUUGGUUAAUAGAGGACAAGGCAGUACACGCAUCAGUAAAACUCAGGAUGUAUCACAUAUUGCAUUUGGAUCAAAGAUCCUUGGGCCACCUCCGUCCUCAAACAGAAGAGUCAGCACAAGGGGAUCUGGAGAGGUAACAAAGAUCUGCAGUAGCAAAAGUACUAGAUCGUGCCGACUUCAAAGUUCAGGAAAGAGAACUGAAUCCGUACAAGACAUUGAGAGAUCGGAGCUAUCAUUCUCACCAUGCAAUGAUUCUUCAGAUCGAGGAGGCAAAAGAGAUACUUGCCAAACAACUAAAGUUCUAUGUCAAAAUGACCCUGCAAUUCAGACUCAGAAAACCUCUGAGAGUGGAAGAGCAGAUUUUCAGCCCACUUCACCACAACGGCCAUCAGCAGACAAGAACAGUCAUACAACGUUAUCUCUAAAAAAUGCAGCCAAAAGCACAUGGGAGAUAACCAGUGAUGAAUGGGUGUUUCCAGAAAGUUUCACAGAGAGCAUUCAAUUGGAUAGGAAUGAGCAGUUCGUAGCUACUGGAAAUUCAGCCUGCCACAAUUUAACCUCACCACAGAAUGCCUCUGUUGAACAUCACAGCAACGAAACAGGUGAUCACCAAGUGAAUAAUAAAGAGAUUUUCACAUUUUCAUCAACACCUCGAUCAGCGCCUCAUGGGAAGUCUUCAAGUAUGUCACCAGAGUGUUGCAUUUUCCCUUUGGAUUUGAAGCAGGACAGUAACAGAGUACAUGGAAAAACCCAAAUUGAAGAUAACUUUCAAGGAGCUGACAGCAGUGGAGAGGAUGACAACAAUGAAUUUAUCUACAGUGCUGACAGCCUUGAGAUCAGCCACAGCUGGCAAGAAACAUCUGAGUCAGCAGUUUUUAAAGAGAGCCCAUUAAAGAGUACGUCAUGGGGAAAUGAAUACCGGAAGAGUAAGGAGGAGGAGGAGAGCAAGCAUAACCUCGAAGAGACCGUCGUAUCAAAACCACAGAGUUCCACUGUGAAAAAAACAGAUUCUGUUAGCUCUCAGAGAAGCUUAAAGCCUAUCCUUUCUCUUUCUCCAACUGGACGUAAAUCUGAAUUCUUUAAAAUAAUUCCAAAUGAAGCUGAAAAGACUGAAAGAUACGAAGGAGUUUCUGAUAAAUUAAAACGAUCCAUCAGUAAAAAAUCUCUCAAGAAAAUCUCAAGACAAAAUCCAUGUCUGACAAAGCAGACUUGUGAGUAUGACUGGAAAAACUACCAGUCAAAUAAACUGAGUUCAUCUGAGCUACAGAUGCUGGCUAGCAUGAAGAGAGAAGAAAGCGAAGAAUUAAGGGAUACUGGGAUCUCACAUGGGCUGAGCGCAUCACAGAUAGACAACUGCAAUGUCAGCAUAAGUACAAGCAGUGAUGAUACAGCAACCUGGAACUCGUGUUUCCCACCACCUGUCAAUCAAGAGCAUCACUAUCAGAAAGAAAUGAGCCCACUUUCUCAUUCCAACCCACGGGACUGGCUGAACGCAUUCAGUCCUCCCAUCAUUCCUGGAAGCCAACAACUGGAAGAACACAAUAAAUCUUCAGCAAAUCAGAGUAUUCCAGGUGAAGAUGACCUCAAUGCUGAAGAAGAUGAGGAAGUUUUGACUCUUUUGUAUGAUCCAUGUCUGAACUGUUACUUUGAUCCAAAUUCUGGGAAGUACUAUGAAUUGGCAUAGUCAGAUCAUGAGAGGAUAUCAUUUUGUAUUCAGAGGAUGUUUAUCUUUUAACUGUUUGUAAAGUGUGACUGAUAUGUAUCAUUUAUCAUGUAACUUAAAACUUGAACUAACCAAUAGUUCUGCAUAUGAAUGAAUAUAUUUUGUAAAUAGUGUCUUAUUUUUAUAGUUUUGUAUUAAGUUGUAAUGCAGUGCAAAAUCACAUAACAUAAAAGUUCCUUGUGACUAAGACAUGUAUUUGUUAGUCUGAUUUAUUUCCAAUAUUCAAAAGUUCUAUAUGGAAACAAAUGAAGUUUAAUCAAGAAGGUUUUCGGUGUUUAUCUGUAAUUUAUGGUUUUAGUCAAUAAGAAAAAAAAAUUAUUACUUACUGUGUAUUUUUAAUUGGUUCUGAGCUGUCUUGUUCUUUAUACAGAUAGACAGUAUGUUGUUCAAAGGCCUCCAUUUCAUAGGCUCACUCUCUCCUUUUAGAUAAAGCAGUAUUUUCCUCAUCUUCAAGAAGUUUUCUACUGUUGCAUAUUACAGUAAGGUGAUGAUGUCAGAGCUGUAGGGUGGGACAGUGUGUACAGUGCAAUGCACUUUAAGGUGUGUGCAUGAGCAGUUUAUAAAUCUAAACCACAACAGAGUAAAUAUGGCAGGCUUUAAGAUUAUCAGCUACUGUCUGCUUUACUGAUGUAAUUUAACAUAAGACUGAAACGUCAGUCCUUCAACACUCAAAAAUUGGAGCCUUGUUUCAUUUAAGGCAAGAAGGUGUGUAUGUGGUUCAUAUGGGAAGCUCUGGUCAGAGUCCAAGUCUUACUGUUUGUAUUAGUUUUU
Messenger RNA from Calidris pugnax (ruff), 3433 nucleotides. It is a transcript of the gene CFAP20DC, whose product is annotated as chromosome unknown open reading frame, human C3orf67. The record is from RefSeq and is a predicted model, not a curated record. The coding region runs from base 221 to 2623 and encodes 800 amino acids. NCBI's taxonomy places the organism in Eukaryota, Metazoa, Chordata, Aves, Charadriiformes, Scolopacidae. The transcript is spliced from 18 exons.